AUGACGUAUAAGAUCAUUGCAAUUCCAUUGUCAAGUUCAAAGGUCAAGGCAGGUGGUAGCUGUGUUGGUGCUGUACGUACAAUUCGUCCAACAAAAGACAAAAGAUUUUUCAUACCCCAUUUGAUAGACAUUGAUAUUGGAAAAGGUGGAAUAAAAGUGGAUACUGCGGUCGGUGGUGUUAGUGUAGGGAAGGAUGGCCUAAAUGUUGACACAUUAGCCGGUGGUACAGGGAUAGGAAAAAAUGGCCUAAAUGUCAACACAGCACUCGGUAGUGUAGGUAUCAACAAGGAUGGUGUCAAGGCCAAAGUGGACACUCCCCUCGGUGGGUUUAAUGUCUCAGCUGGGAAGGGUGGCGUCACCGCUGGUGGAAAAGUUGACGUUCCUGCUGUUGGUAGUCUAGGUGGUGCCGUGAAUGUUGACAAUAGUGGUAAAGUCAGUGGCGGUGGAGAAGCUUCUGUCAAUUUCUUAGGUGUUGGCGAAGUUGGAGGUCACGUUAACGUAGAUAAAAACGGUAAAGUCAGUGGCGGUGGUGAAGUUGGGUUAGAACUUGGUCCUCUAGCUCACGCUGGAGUUCAUGUUGAUGUAGAUAAAAGUGGUAAGGUCAGCACUGGAGUUGAUGCAAAUGCAAAUUUAGGUCCACUUGGCAGUGUGGGAGCUCAUGUUGAUGUUGACCAAAAUGGCAAAGUAUCUACAGGUGUGAAUGGACAGGCCAGUUUGGGCAAGUUAGGUAGCGUAAAUGGGCAUGUGGAUGUCGAUCAAAACGGCAAAGUAAGCGGUGGUGGGAAUGGACAGGCUCAACUGGGUUCUAUUGGAAGUGUUGGUGGUAAUAUCAAUGUAGACAAAAAUGGACAGGUGUCAGGCAGUGUUCAUGGAACUGCAAAUCUUGGAAAUGCAAGUUUGAGCGGCAAUGUCAACAUGGCAAAUGGACAUGUUAGUGGUGGGGUUCAAGGUCAUGCAAAUAUCGGUCAUUUAGGAAGCGUCGGUGGCAAUAUGAAAGUAGAUAACAAUGGACAAGUGUCAGGCGGUGUUCAAGGAACUGCAAAUCUUGGAAACGCAAGCAUGGGUGGUAAUGUCAACAUUGCAAAUGGACAAUUAAGUGGCGGGGCACAAAGUAAUGCACAUCUAGGUUAUUUAGGAAGCGUCGGUGUCAAUGUAAACGUGACAAAUGGUCAGGUUUCUGGUGGGGUACAUGGGCAGGCUAAUAUUGGAUCCCUUGGAAGUGUUACCGGAAGUUUGACAAGUGGUUCAGGCGGCCAAACUGGUGGUGUAAACCUUAAUCUUGGAGGUCAAAACUCAGGGUCUCAAACUGGGUCUACAUCUGGUUCCGGUUCAGGAUCAGCAAGUUUAGGUGUAGGAAGCUCUGCAACUGGUAAACUAACGCAGACAAUGAAUGGAAUGUUUGGAAAUUUCAUGAGUGGAUCAAAUCUUGGUCUCAAUGCAAAGAUGGCAAAAGGAGGAUUGAGUAAUACAUUUGGUGGAAGCGGUGGCGGCAGUGGGAGCAGUGCAAAUGAUUUCAGUCCACAAACAAUACACCAGCAAGUUGGUGUACAACAGUUUUUCAUGCAGAAAAUGCAGCAAGGACGAAGGCGACGAUUUAAUCUGUAACUACGUGCACAAUG
This is a messenger RNA of Mytilus trossulus (common blue mussel), 1619 nucleotides long. RefSeq lists its product as uncharacterized. Lineage: Eukaryota; Metazoa; Mollusca; Bivalvia; Mytilida; Mytilidae. The record is from RefSeq and is a predicted model, not a curated record. The transcript is spliced from 5 exons. Bases 1 to 1605 code for a protein of 534 amino acids.